Protopterus annectens (West African lungfish) is the source of this 2101-nucleotide messenger RNA. RefSeq names its product NGG1 interacting factor 3 like 1 (gene NIF3L1). The transcript is spliced from 6 exons. The coding region runs from base 199 to 1326 and encodes 375 amino acids. The record is from RefSeq and is a predicted model, not a curated record. NCBI's taxonomy places the organism in Eukaryota, Metazoa, Chordata, Ceratodontiformes, Protopteridae. Gene Ontology annotation, cellular component: cytoplasm; mitochondrion.
UAUACUUGUUAGGAGUAUUAAGAGAUUGAAGACGUAGUCUCAUUGUAUAUCUGGCUGUUAAUGCUAAGGGUGGGCUAGUCCGGUAUGCGCCGAUAAUGCAUGGAAAACAUUGCCAGUAUCGUAUCAGAUGAAGACUUGUUUCCGUUUGCUCGUCACAGAUUUACUGUGUUUGCCAAGUAAUGACCAUUUGAACCCUGUAUGCUGUUCUCCCGUGCCUGCAGUCUGUCAAACUACCUCCGUUGUAUGCCAAAGUUGUUGCAUUCUUUCUCUCGCCCAGCGAUGAACCUCGCAGAUGUCAUUUCCUCUCUGAAUGAAUUUGCAUCUCUCUCAUUGGCUGAAAGUUGGGAUAAUGUGGGUCUACUUGUGGAGCCCAGCCCACCACACACAGUCAGCAACCUUUUCCUGACAAAUGACCUAACUGAAAGGGUGAUGGAGGAAGCAGUGUCCCAGAAGGCAGAUUUGAUCCUGUCGUACCACCCACCCAUAUUUAAAGCAUUAACACGUGUGACAUGGAAAACGUGGAAGGAGCGAAUUGUCAUCGCUGCACUGGAGAACAGGAUAGCAGUUUAUUCUCCUCACACAGCUUAUGAUGCUCUUCCAAAUGGUGUCAACGACUGGCUUGCAAAGAGUCUUGGUGAAUGCAUCACUGUUCCUCUGCACCCUGCAGCUGCUGUCAGUGUCUCUGGCAAAGUGUCCCACAGAGUGGAGUUCGUGGUUGAGCAGAAUCUGGAAACUAUUCUUUCGGGACUUAAAAGCAUCCAGGAGAUUUCUUACAAAACCUAUUCUGUUGUGUCUGAUGGAAAAAAUUGUACACGUGUUAGUUUAAAUUGCACUCAACGAGCCCUCAUAGAACUGGUAAACUUUCUUUCCAAAGAAGGUGUUCUUCAACAUGGCACUGACAUUAUUUCAUUACAACAGCCUCCACUACCCAACAGUGGGAUGGGACGUUUGUGUACACUGACAGAGAAAGCUUCAUUGGCAAUAGUAAUUAAUCGAAUUAAAAACCACCUGAGACUCCCUUACCUGCGAUUGGCACUAGGAGUAGGAAAAACAUUAGAUCGUCAAGUAAAGGUAGCUGCAAUAUGUGCCGGGUCUGGUGCCAGUGUUCUAAGAGGAGUACCUGCUGAUCUAUAUCUGACCGGAGAAAUGUCCCACCAUGAUAUACUAGAUGCCAAUGCACAAGGAAUAAGCAUCAUUCUAUGUGACCACAGUAACACAGAGCGGGGAUUUCUGGAAGUGUUAAAAGAAUCACUUACUGAGAGGUUUAACAAGCAAAUUAAAGUGCUUGUGUCACAGGCAGACUGUGAUCCUUUGAAAGUAGUGUAACACUGAUAUGUACAAGAACCGGCUUCUCUGAUGGAGAAAAUAUGCAACAAGAUUCUGGACUAAACAAGAAACGUUUCUUACUGGGAAGUUUCAUAGCAUCAAGGAGAUGUAGAAGCUGUGUAUCCAUAUUUUGUGACACAUGACUUGGGCUGUCUAAAUGUCUAACACUUGGUGUGCAUUUACUUUUGUAAUUAAGUAGUUAGUUUAACUGAGGUGUCUUGUGGCAUGAUUUCACAAUGAAGAUGGGUGGUGUAGCAGUUUGCAUUACUGCUUCAUUUUGCCUGAUUUUUUGGCUCCAUUCACCAGUGGGAUGCUUUUUCUGUGGAGCAUGCAUCUCCUUCAUGUGUCUGUGUGGGUUUUCAUCAGGGGUAGUAGUUCCCUUCCAGUCUCAAGGACCUGUAAAUAAGUCAAACGUAUGAUCCUCAUACUUGUCUGUAGGUAUGUGUAUGCAUGUAUGUCUUAAAGGGGACUGGGGGCUCCCAUCCAUUAUUGGUCCCAUGCCUUGGAGUCAUGACCUACCUAGAUGCAAUUUAGUUUCCAUGCUACCCUGAAUAGGACAUGGAUGAAGACAAAAUUGUGACUGGGACCAUAACGUUAGAACAAAAACUGCAGCUGGAAAAUGGUUAUAAAAUGGAUUGCAACAAUAGGCCAGUUAUCAGUGUGUUUUCAUUUUUCCUUCAAGAUGACUGUAUUCAUUGUACAAUGUAUUCACAUACUUGGCUUUUGUAAGCUUAUUUUUACUCACAAUUGCAACAGAAUAAAGCAAAAAAAUGUU